CCUUGGGACUUGAGAGAUCCUGUGAAGUCUCCAAGAUAAACCCAAUUGCAGGGGAAACGUGCUGGUCUCGCUUUCCUCCGUCCUUCAGCCCUGUUCUCUUCGUACGUUCCUGUGACGAGCCAAACUGCAUAAUUCCCUGUAUUUUCCUGUGACCAACGUCCAACAAGAAACUCAGGCACCCAAGUUCUUGAGGGAGCAUCUACUUCCCAACUACCUCGAAGACAGACCGUCGGGCAAGGCCGACUAACCAUGACAGAGGUAGCCGCCAACUGGAUAACCAUCGAGCCUCCUCAUCUCAAACACACCUCUCUACUCGCUGCUAGUGCGGGUACAACUUCCAUUUCACUACCCGCGUCCGACGAACCCCAGUUUGCUAUCGUUUUCCGUCGUCAACGCGUUCGUUCUGGAGGGGAACCAAAAUUCACAGCCGUUCCCUCGCGAUUCUCGAACCUUACCAAUGAUUUUGAAUUUGCUGGAUGGGGAACCAUCUCGCAAGUUAACCUCACCCCAGAUGACCUUUCCCAUGGAAAGGAUACUUGGCACAAUUUUCACAACCAGCAGGUGCUCGGUCUGUUUGAAGCAAGUGCACUCGCCGCCAACGACAUUCUAGGCGGCGUGUUUUACACUCUACCCAGCGUGUUUGCCAUAUCUGGGGUAUACUCGCCAAUUUCUCUUUUUGUCGCGGCAUUAUCGCUAUUUCUUUGGCGUCCUGUCAUGGAAGAACUGGGUUCUGCUCUUCCUAUAAGUGGCGCACCCUAUACAUACCUGCUGAAUGUGUCGACGAAGUUCGUUGCACUUGUCGGAGCAGCAUUGUUGUUACUGGACUUCGCGGCAACGGCAGUUACAUCUGCUGCAACUGCUAUGGCGUACCUUGCAGGCGAAUUAGCUAUCCCAUUUCCUCUCUACGUUGGAACGUUGCUUGUCUUUGUGCUCUUCACAGCAGUAAGCCUAGCUGGACUUAGAGAGAGUGCUAGGGUCGCAAGCGGUGUGCUAUCCUUUCAUGUAGUUGCUUCUGUUGUGACCUGGGCAUUUAUUGGCUCAUCACAACUGAAAGCAAACUGGACCGCCGGCCACGCCGAAACCCCCGUGAGUGUUCUCAGACAUGUUUUCAAUGGGGCGUGUGUAGGCAUGCUAGGGCUUACUGGAUUUGAGUGCGCUCCUGCGUACGCCGCCAAGAUGAGGCAGGGAUCUUACCCAAGUGUCUUACGCACCCUUCAUUUGUCUGCACUCGUUUUCAAUACCACCAUAUCCAUAUUGGUUUUGGCUUUAGUCCCGCUUGGUGCGGAGAGUCAGGGCAACGUUCUCAGCGUGCUAGCAGACAAGGUGGCAGGGCGUUGGCUGCGAAUAUGGGUAGCUGUUGAUGCCGUCGUUGUGUUGUGUGCUGGAGUUCUCACUGGUGUUCUUACCGCCUGUGAGUUGCUGUGUGAGUUGUCGCGUGACCGUGUUUUGCCCCGUAUAUUUCGAGCGCCCCUACCACUCACCGGCGCGCCUUAUAUGUCUGUGUUAUGUUUUAUUGGCUUUAGCAUUGCGAUCUAUGCUAGCACGGGGGCGAACCUCACGAUCAUCUCUGAGAUGUUUUCUGUGACGUGGCUCGCCGUGAUGAUGCUGUUCCCAAUAUCAUUAAUCUUGCUUCGAUUCUCCCGGCCACGCCUACCUCGAGCUUCGCAAUGUUCGCUGACAGUUAUAAUCGGCGCUAUUGUGGUUUCAACAGUCGUACUCGCCGGAAAUAUCGGCAUAAAUCCUGCAAUCGCAGGGUGGUUUUCGUUGUACUUCUCGAUAUUAGUUAUAGCAUUCUCUGUCGCGAACAACAAAGUUACCAUUCUACGCUGGAUGUAUUGGACAUACGAUCAGCUACCUCUUCUUCACGAGUGGAAAUUGAUCCGUGGCUGGGGGACCUAUCUGAUUAGUCUUAUGAGACGCUUGAAGAGACAGCAAGUAUGUAUAUUCGUUAAUACUGACGAGAUUAACUACUUGUUCAAUAUGAUCCUCUAUGUGCGACAAAAUGAGGAAACCUCUCAUUUGAAGAUUGUAUACUUCUGUAAAGGCACGAUGCUCCCGGAGUUGGAAGCCAACGCGAAGAUUCUCGAUGAAGCAUUCCCCGAAAUUACUAUCGACCUAGUACUGGUAGAGGAACAGUUCACCCCCCAGAAUGUGGCAGCACUGGCGCACCGGUUAAAGACGCCCACAUCACUGAUGUUUAUGAGCUGUCCUGGUCCCAGCUUCCCCUAUUCCGCGGCAGAGUUUGGUACUAGAAUCAUAAGUAUAUGAGCAGGUGGAUGACAGUAUAGUUGUAAUUACCAUGUAUGGAACCCUAUUUGGAUGUCCAGAGAAGCUUGUUCUCACGG
Molecule: messenger RNA, 2345 nt
Organism: Pisolithus orientalis
Lineage: Eukaryota; Fungi; Basidiomycota; Agaricomycetes; Boletales; Pisolithaceae
Product: amino acid permease-domain-containing protein
Exons: 13
Coding region: 250-2268 (672 amino acids)
Biological process (GO): amino acid transport; transmembrane transport
Cellular component (GO): membrane
Molecular function (GO): amino acid transmembrane transporter activity
Source: RefSeq, a predicted model, not a curated record